AUGCGAACGUUGAACGCACAACGAGUUCUUCAUUGGCGUAUGUUUGUUGAAGAAUUUGGUCCCGAUUUUGUCUAUUUGCCUGGAAAAGACAACGCGAUUGCCGACUGCUUCUCUCGGCUUCCGCGAAUGGAGAAGCUGUCUGAAGGGAAGAGUCCAAAUAAGGGUAAAUUGAUUGCGUUUGAUAAAUUACAGGUUUCUGUUGAUCCCGAAGACGAAACCUACACGUUUGAAGAUAAUGUUCUUGUAAAAGAAAAUGAUUUGAUCACGCCACCAACAGAAGCCGAGUUCAAUUUUGAUGUCAGUUCUCCUGUUGCCAAGAUGGAGAUAUUCAUGAACACCUGA
Cylindrotheca closterium is the source of this 342-nucleotide messenger RNA. The record is from the annotation of a GenBank genome assembly. Lineage: Eukaryota; Bacillariophyta; Bacillariophyceae; Bacillariales; Bacillariaceae.